AUGGAAUCAGAGUUCAUAGUUUUGGAUAAGACAAGUGAAGAGGCUGAAUGGUUAAGGAAUUUUCUUAUGGAUAUUCCUUUGUGGUCCAAACAUCUUCCAGCUAUCUAUGUCCAUUGUGACAAUCAAGCAGCUAUUUCUAAAGCUCAAAAUUCAUCCUGCAAUGGAAAGUCUAGACAUAUUCGUAGGAGGCACAAUAUUGUACGUCAGCUGCUUAAGGAUGGCGUUAUAGCUAUUCAUUAUCUGAACUCAAGUGAUAAUAUUGCUAACCCAUUAACCAAAGAAUUAGCUAAAGAGCUAGUUCAGAAAACAUCGAGGGAGAUGGGACUAAAGUCUAUUACAAAUUAG
This is a messenger RNA of Fraxinus pennsylvanica, 345 nucleotides long. Lineage: Eukaryota; Viridiplantae; Streptophyta; Magnoliopsida; Lamiales; Oleaceae. The record is from the annotation of a GenBank genome assembly.